AUGACGACCAUCCUGCCGCAGCGCGCCAUCCCGUACCUUGUGCUAGCUGGUGCAUUUUUGUACAACCUUAAUAUAGGAAUUAUAAACUCCUAUGGUAACCUUAAUAUUUACCUCACCUCCUACCUGAGACACAAGGGCCAAAAUGUAACCUACAGGGAUGUGUCUUUUAUAUACGAACUGACGGUAAUUACUCUGGGCAUAUCCAUGCUGAUUGGAAAUGUUGUGCAGAAGAAAUUAGGAGAAAGAGUAACCAUACUGAUCUGCUGCUUCACAACUUUUGUUUCCUUUUAUAUGUCCUCAUUGUAUGCCCACUCGUACUUGAUGCUGUGUGUGUUCAUGGGGGGGCUGUACGGACUGGGAUAUGGAAUCAGUUUCACCAUUCCGCUUUCGUGUACAUACAAGCAUUUUAAAAAGAACCGAGGAUUGGUCAGUGGUAUUGUCAUCUCUGCAAUAUCGUUGAGUCCAUUUUUGUAUUGCCCAUUGCAGACUCUGCUUAUAAAUAGGAACAAUGUUUUGCCAGUGGAGAGUAGCAGCGGUGGAAUCAGGGAACGGUACUUUGAAGACCCCCAGGUGCUUAACAGAAUCCCCCAUGUGCUUUUCAUUCAGUCCGUAAUCUUUUUAAUUUUUGGCACAUGUGGUGGAUUUUUCGCAACGAUGAAAGUAAGGGGGAAUGGUGAAAAACAGCUCACCAGUGGUAAUCUCGAUGUAGGAAACAAGAAAAGCAAACACUUGGAUGCACAGGAUGGGAGCCUCCUUGAUUUAGAGAAGAAUGACGAACAAAUGGGAAUAACCACGGACAAGAACAAGGGAAACCAAAACGAUGGAACAAAUGAGGGUGAUAACUUGGGGUCCCGACUAGCCAAAUCUUUUAAAAAAAAAAAAAAAAAAAAAAAUGGGCGCAGGGACAAAUGA
This is a messenger RNA of Plasmodium coatneyi, 912 nucleotides long. RefSeq names its product Membrane transporter. The transcript is spliced from 2 exons. The record is from RefSeq and is a predicted model, not a curated record. Lineage: Eukaryota; Apicomplexa; Aconoidasida; Haemosporida; Plasmodiidae. Bases 1 to 912 code for a protein of 303 amino acids. Gene Ontology annotation, biological process: transmembrane transport. Gene Ontology annotation, molecular function: transmembrane transporter activity.